Messenger RNA from Scophthalmus maximus (turbot), 5847 nucleotides. It is a transcript of the gene tsc1b, whose product is annotated as TSC complex subunit 1b. The record is from RefSeq and is a predicted model, not a curated record. Bases 450 to 4316 code for a protein of 1288 amino acids. Gene Ontology annotation, biological process: negative regulation of cell population proliferation; regulation of cell cycle; negative regulation of TOR signaling. The transcript has 22 exons. NCBI's taxonomy places the organism in Eukaryota, Metazoa, Chordata, Actinopteri, Pleuronectiformes, Scophthalmidae. Gene Ontology annotation, cellular component: TSC1-TSC2 complex.
CACGCUCCAUCCCUCCACCAAUGGGGAUGACUUGUGCGAAAAACAAUCUCCGCUCUUUUUUGCCCGUAAGAACGGCCAAAAAAAAAAAAUCCAGCGGGGCGGCAGAUGGAAUAGUCAUAACUCCUGCGCAGUCAGAUGCCACUCGUCAGAAACCACUUCACACGUCGUCGUGCCCGAAAUUCGUGGCGGAAGUUGCCGUUGCGCCGCCAACUCCGUGGGAUUAGUUCGCAUGCAGCGCGACAGCGGAGGCGGACCGCGGUGGGAUGGGCUGUGAGGCGUUCAAGAUGGCGGCGCCCUGUGGAGUGCAGCUACUCUAACAGAGGUGCCUGGAGACUGUGACGUAGGGCGGGCCCACGAGUCCUCCAGGCAGGCAGGGGACGGACAGCGUGAGUGAGACGCUUCCUCCUCCUCCUCCUCCUCCUCCUCCACCUCCUGCACUACCCACCACCAUGGCCAGGGAGCAGCCCAACGUGGGGGACCUCCUCCCGCUCCUGGAGACCGCCGACCUCCACCAGCUAGAAGGGAUCAGAGGCCUUAUCAAUGAGCAGCUCAACACUGAACGAGGGUCCAUGCUGCUGAACGGCCUGGUGGACUACUUUUUGGAAACAAAUUCUGCCCAGGCCAUGCAUAUCCUCUCCUCGGUCCGAGAGCCACAUGACAAGCACCUUCUAGACAAGAUGAACGAGUGCAUGACCAGGCAGGCGUGCCGACUGCCCACCCUCACCCUGCUCGGCCACGUCAUCCGCAAGCAGCCGUCCUGGAUCCACAAGAUUGCCCGAUACCCUCUGCUGCUCUCGCUGCUCAAAUGCCUCAAGACGGACACGGACGUGGUGGUGCUCAUAACUGGAGUGCUGGUGCUUAUCACUCUGCUGCCCAUGAUCCCCCAAGCUGGGAAACAACACCUGUGGGAGUACUUCGACAUCUUUGGCCGCUUGGCAUCCUGGAACCUCAAGAACCCUGGGCAUAUUUCGGAGGUCUAUCUAAUCCAUCUGCAUGCCAGCGUCUACUCCCUCUUCCACCGCCUCUACGGCAUGUACCCGUGCAACUUUGUGUCCUACCUGCGGUCCCACUACAGCAUGAAGGAGAACAUGGAAACAUUCGAGGAGGUAGUUAAGCCGAUGCUUGAACACGUUCGUAUACAUCCUGAAUUGGUGACGGGAACAAAAGACCAUGAGCUUGACCCCACGAGGUGGAAAAAGUAUGAAAUCCACGACAUCGUCAUCGAAUGUGCCAAAGUGUCUCUCGACCCCAAGGAGGCCUCCUGUGAGGAGGGAUACGCCACCAUGCCUGAGAGCUUCUACCCCCAAAUCCACAUGCGACCACAAGACUGCACUUCCAGCCCCUACACGGACCUGCACAGCAGCUACGGAAGCUCAUCUUCGACCCCGUUCUCAACUCCACGGCAGCCGCUACCCCCGCCCCUGUCCUUGCCCCCCUUCUCAGGGACACAGUCCUCCUCCUCCUCCCGCAGCCCGCAGACCUCCAGACGCCAGAACUCGACCUGUGAACUCAACUCUUCCGGCGGGGGGAAGGACCCGCUGUGGAGCCCCUCCUCGUACUGCGGCAUGGCCACGCCCCCUUCCUCCAGGGGCAUGUCGCCCAACUUGGAGCUGUCCCACAGUGCCUCACACCUUCCCAACCGCUUCCACUGCACGUCAGGAGGGAAAGGAACGCCUGCCUCAAGCACUCCAGCCACCUCCUCCCCACCGCCCACCCUAUCAGAUGACUUUCCCAUAAUCUCAUUACCAGCAAACACAGUCCAGUCCAGUCCACCGAGAAAGGAUCGGCGACAAGGGGAAAGUGGUAAACCUGCAUUGGUGCGACAGGAGCCGGUGAAAGACACUGAGAAGAGCGCGGACACAACAACACAUAGAGACGCAGGAGCUGCUGAGAAUGUGUCCAUGACGUUGACGGAGCUGUCGGUCUUCAUGAAGAAACAGGAGCUGGAGCUUCAGCUGAGAACAGAGAAGGAGAGAGAAGAGGCCGCCAUCACAGAGGAGCUGCUGAAGAUCACCGAAGAGACACAGGAGCUGCCGAGUCUGAGAGGUUUCGACUCGCCGUUCUUUCACACCACCGAGACUCUGACCGGCUGUCAGGCCCAAGAAAAGUCCCACUCCUCCAGCGCCCAGCCGGGAGGCCCCGUGCGGGACCCCCACCGCGCCACGUCGACGCCAGACAAAGCGGAGAACACGGCGAGCACCAGCGGCGUCGGCAGCGAAACGGGGGGUGUCGGCGGUGCGGGAGGGGACAGCAGGAGCUCCGCUCUCGGCCUGGAGCAGUCCUGGUCCUUCCAGUCGUGUUUCACCCCUAUCGAUCACCACCUGCACCGGAGCCCGUCGGCGCCGGACGACGAGCUGGGCAAGCUUGUGGGGAUGUUCUCGCUGAGCCCGGGCAGCAAGACCCCGGCCCCGGCACCCUACGAGUCGUUCUUCGACCUGGCCCUGCCCAGGGCGGCCUCGCUCUUCGUGGGGCAGAAGACGUCGGAGGCGGUGCACAAGGCGGCGCUGGAGAAGCUGCUGCAGCGCGAGGAGGGUCUGGAGGACGGGGAGGAGGAAGGGGUAGCGACGGCUUCGCCACUGGAGGUGCUGGAUCGCCUUGUUCAGCAGGGGAGCGAUGUCCACGAUAAAGUCCUUAAGAGAUUACCUUUGCCAAGUAAGUCAGCUGACUGGACGCACUUUGGAGGCUCGGCACCGCUGGACGAGCUGCACACGCUGCGCAGCCAGCUGCUCCUGAUGCACAACCAGCUGCUGUACGAGCGCUACAAGAGGGAGCAACACGCCGUCCGCAACCGACGCCUCCUCCGACGCAUCAUCAACGCCACGGCGCUGGAGGAGCAGAACAACGCUAUGAAGGACCAGCUGAACCUGCAGAGUGUGGACAUCGUGUCCCUGAGGGAGAGUCUGCAAGUGGAGCAUCAGCGCUACCGGCAGCUGUGGGACGACAGGGAGACGGUGGUGACCAGGCUGCACAGUCAGAUCAGGCAGCUGCAGCAGGGCCGCGACGACUACUACACCAAGAACCAGGAGCUGCAGAGUAAGUUGCAGGAGUGUCAGAAACAGAUGGACGAGCUGGAGGCGGAGCUUCAGGGAGCCAACAACAAGGUCUGCCACACGGGUCACCUCCUCAACCAGAUGACCAUCAAGCUGAGCACCAGCGAGAGCACCCAGCAGCAGAUGAGCUUCCUGAACAAGCAGCUGCUGCUCCUCGGGGAGGCGCAUAAGCUGUCCAUGCAGGAGCUGCACCACAGCGGCGUCGAUAAUACAAAGGAGGCCCGGAUGCUGCAGGUGUCCUACGGUAAAGAGGUGGAGACGCUGAGGCAGAGUCUGCUGGUCCAGGGUCAGAAGCUGGAGGCGGCCCAGCAUCGAGUCGGCGAGCUGGAGACGCACCUCUCCAAAAAGGAGCAUCUCAUCGUUGAGCAGAAGAAGUUCCUGGAGGACGUCAAGUGUCAAGCAAAGUCGGAGCUGCAGGCCUCCGACAGCAGGCAUCAGGCCCAGAGGAGGAUCACUCAGCUGCUCCAGACCGAGCUCCUGCAGCUCUACAGCCGAGUGGAGAUGGAGGCUCCCGCCGGCACCGCCGCCGGCUCGCCACCGGGGGGCAGAGCCGACACACACACUCCCACCGACUCCAGCGUGUUGGUGCCAGACGGACCAAGUAAAAGUCAAACACACAAGGAGGUGUCGGCCAGCAGACCGCCGCGUGACUCCCCCCGGGGCAACGGCAGCACUUUAUCACCGGGGCAUCCCAAGGCGAGCAACUCUUCCAAGUCGGCGGCGGCGGCCAACUCCGUCAACGGCAGCCAGGAACUGGCCCCGCCCCUGCUGGUGGAGCCCUCGCCGUCCUGUCCCCACGGCGACGCACUCGCGCCGCUGCCCGCGGGCGACGCGCCCCUCACUGUGGGCUCCUACCCCAGCGCCCGGAGCUUCCUGGGCAUGAGGGCGCGCGAGCUGUUCCGCAACAAGAGCGAGAGCCAGUGCGACGAGGAGCAGCCGCAGCCGCCGCGCCUCGCGGGCCUCGCCCACGGCCUGAAGACCGAGCUGUGCGUAGAGGCGCCCUGCUCGGGUUACAUCGCCCCCGUCAGCCCCGCAACUUGCCCCAUCAUUCCAACUCCUCCCCUCGCCCCGCCCCCAACCCCGGCUCCCCUUGCCGCCCCUCUCACUGUGCCCACGAAGGAGCCCCCAUCCGAGCCCAAGCAGCGGGCCUCCAGCCAGGAAAGCCCCCGCAGGAAGUCAGGGUUUGGGCCCGGUGGAGGGCGGGGCCAGGCCGGGGCGGGGCGCCCCCGGCAACAGCAGCAUCUAAAGAUCAUGGACUAUAACUAAAGACCACAUCACGAGCACAGUUAAGAGACACAGAACUGGGCCGGGGGACGAGGACGGACUUAGAAGUUUAACGACGGAGAAGAGCUACAAAAAUCAGCAAGAGUAACAAUUUGUGCUACUCACAACAAUUCAGUGUUAUAUGAUCCAUUCCUCUGAGUGGACAACAGGAUUCCCCCAUUUUUUUUUUUUUCUUUUUACCUUUGCCAUACUGAGUCAUUCCCCCCUGAAGAGUUGACGUGUCACCAGUGAGGAUGCUAGACGUAUGAAUGAUAUGAAGAGUCAAAAGGACGAGCCGACGGGAUGUGACGCUGUGAGUCUGAUGUUUAAAGAUCAACUAGAUUACAAAACAGUUCACCAGAUUUUGAGGAAUCAGUUUCGGGUGGUUUUGGCCUUCACCCCCAACACAGAGGAGGUGAACGACAUUUUGUUUUCUCAGCAGUUCGUCUAGAAAACGGAAUUGAAAAUAAUUCCUUCAGUACAAGGUCUGUGGAUGAUACAGAGAAACAGUGAGGUUAUAUUUUAGAAACCAGCUGCUGGUAAUAUGAUGAUGAUGAUAAAUCAUGUGCUGCGGUCAAAACCACUGAUGAUUUAAAAGAUUUUCUAAAAGACACCACAUUCAAAUCCAAUCAGCGGAGAAGGAGACGUCACACGUUUGUCUCCAUCAUCUGUUGGCAGCGUACUUCAGAUUGACGACGAACCGGAAAAGUGAAAUUCUCGAUAAGCGUUGAGCGAGUGUCACAGGAAGUGAUCAAGUACUGAGAGAUGUGUGAGUCACUCCGGGGGAAACCAGAGAUUGAAUGUUUCCAUAAAAUUAACUCAUUUUCUGUUUCCAAACUACUUCGAAAGGCGGAAUGUGAUGCAGAUAAUGGCGUCACGUCGAUUCUCCCAUUUCCAGAUGAGGAAAGUGUGUGAAAUUAACGAACUGAUGAAAUUUUAUGCAUUUUUCUGUUUCCUCUUUUUAACUUCCAGAUUGUGUUGGACCUUAACUUUUUUUUAUUCCGCCGCCCACGAGGUGAGCUCACGACUACAUAUCCUGAAUCUGAAUCUGACCAGGGAGGAGACACAAGUAGCCCCCCGAGCUACAAAUAUCAACAUAUUGCUAUAUUGAUAUCAACGCAUUGCAAAUCUCUCCAAAUGAAGGUGAGCUGAAACAUCCGCAGUAGGUUUUCCUUCCCGCAGGUCCGAUGAACUUUCCGCUAAAGUAAUAAAAGUAAAAUCCCCCUUUUUUUCUCCCUUCCCCACAAUGGCGCCUAUAAUCCUGUUGUCCACCGGGAGCUCCUGCUGUCCUUUCCCUUCUGCCUCGCUAUCGAAAGCAUGUUCAACAAUCCACUUUAAAAAACGCCAAAACCGUAGUAACUCGCAGCAAAAAAUCAAGACAAGAAGGUACAAUCAGCACAAAAGUGAAGGAGCCAGGACUCUCGAGCCGGAGCUGGAGGAGAAUCUGGGAACUAAAAAAGGAAGUUCUUAAAAAAGCAGUGGCUUGUGUUUAACUGUGAACAAUAAAGAUCGUCUUCAAUGUUUUGCACUACAA